Messenger RNA from Ylistrum balloti, 1076 nucleotides. RefSeq names its product hemicentin-2-like. The transcript is spliced from 8 exons. The record is from RefSeq and is a predicted model, not a curated record. The coding region runs from base 129 to 1076 and encodes 315 amino acids. Lineage: Eukaryota; Metazoa; Mollusca; Bivalvia; Pectinida; Pectinidae. Gene Ontology annotation, biological process: synapse organization. Gene Ontology annotation, cellular component: neuron projection membrane.
GUACCUCCUGGAUUAUCAGAUAUAAAGAGUUGAUGAAGUUUGACAUAGAAUGGAAUAAUUUCAAAAUUUCUUCUUCUCGUGGACGUGUAUGAUGGGGUAGAGUGUUUGGUCGAGUUGACUUGACGAAAAUGACAGGGACGCCUGGCUAUAGUGGGCCUAGGCGACAAUGGAUUCUACUGGCGUGUAAAGUUAAUCUCGUCCUCAGUGCCACGUUUAUGCUUGUUUCAGCCCGGGAACGUUAUAAUUACAAUUCUCGGUAUCCCGUUCCCAACUUCCUGACGUCAGAGACCAACGUAACGUAUAUGGCGGGAGAUAAAGCUAUACUGGAGUGUGCGGUGGAAAACCUUGGAACACGGACGGUUGUAUGGCGAAAGCUGCCCUCGACGACGCCUCUAACGAUUGGUCGCUUCCUCUACAUAAGUAACGAUGCCAUCACAGUGGGGCACCAACCUGAUUCUUACCACUGGAAUCUUCACAUUCAUCCCGUGACAGCUGAAGACGAGGGCGAAUACGAGUGCCAAGUCUCCUCCUCAGAUAAAACCAUCCGCCAACGAGUCAACCUCACUGUUUUAGCACCAUGGGGGUCUAUUCCAUAUAAAAAAGACAAAGGCAGGAGUACGCCGGAUAUUCGAAUAUUUUCUCCUGAGCACGUGAACAAGGGUCACCCGAUACAGCUACACUGUAACGCGACUGGUGCGGAUACACAGCUGGACGAACUUGACUGGUUCAUCAACGGUCACAGGGUGAGCACUAAUUUCCAGAAGGGUGUGUACAUCGACAAGACAGUCUCUCUUGGUAGUAACACCAUAUCCAGUACGCUCCAUAUUGCCCAGGCCAGCAUGGACGACAUGGGCACCUACACGUGCAGGACAUCUGCCGCGCAGAUUAAAAGUACAAAGGUCACUGUUCUCAAUGACCUGUCUGAAAUACCAAAGGACAAGCGAGACAACCCCACCCAAUCCAUUCUACAGCCUGCAGCAAAGCCGGAGCCGUCAAACAGUCGAAAUGGAGGCCCUACAAUAUCAUUACAAAGACAUUUAGUGAUAUUAACCAUAGUUCUAUGGAUUUGGACGUAA